GCGCCAGAGCCGAGUGGCCCCGCGGAGCCCGCGCGCUCCCGCCUGCUGGGGGAGGGCGGACAGGGCGCGGGGGACCAGACAGGCCGCGGCGGGAGCUGUUUCUCUUUCGCUUUCCCGGGCUCGGAGGCGGGCGUGCCGGCGGGCUGAGAAGCGGCGGCGGGCACUAGAUAUGAAAAAGGACCACCAAAAGGAGUGAUGAUCAGUGAUCUGUGCUCAGACUGGGUGUGCAUGCUCAUGACGCGGGACCCCUGCCAAGAACGCUGCGCCAGCUUCUGGGACCAGCUGCUUCUCCCUAGUGCCCCUCUUUGCCUGACCUGCUAAAGCCAGCUGACCACGAAUGGCUACCCAAAGGAAACACUUGGUGAAAGAUUUCAACCCGUACAUCACCUGCUAUAUCUGUAAAGGAUAUCUGAUCAAGCCAACCACAGUGACAGAAUGCCUCCAUACAUUCUGUAAGACCUGUAUUGUCCAGCACUUUGAAGACAGCAAUGAUUGUCCAAGGUGUGGCAACCAAGUUCAUGAAACAAAUCCAUUAGAAAUGUUAAGGCUGGAUAACACAUUGGAGGAAAUUAUAUUUAAGUUGGUACCUGGACUACGAGAAAAAGAACUUCAGCGUGAAUUGGAAUUUUGGAAGAAAAAUAAACCUCAAGAAAACGGACAAGAUGAUAUUUCAAAGGUUGACAAAUCUAAGGCAGAUGAAGAAGGUGACGAAAACCAAGAUGAUAAGGACUAUCAUAGAAGUGACCCACAAAUUGCUAUCUGUCUGGACUGUUUACGAAAUAACGGGCAGUCAGGGGACAAUGUAGUAAAGGGUCUCAUGAAGAAAUUCAUUCGAUGUUCUACACGAGUUACUGUAGGAACUAUUAAAAAGUUUCUGAGUUUAAAACUAAAACUUCCAAGUUCUUAUGAGCUGGACGUGCUGUGCAAUGGUGAAAUUAUGGGAAAGGAUCAUACUAUGGAAUUCAUCUAUAUGACAAGAUGGCGACUAAGAGGAGAAAAUUCAUACCCUAUGGUGUUGCAGUACCGACCACGAAUUGAUUUUGGGUAGGCCAAGGGCCCAGACUGCACUGAAUGAUCCUGCACUAUUUGUUUACUCGUCGACAGAUUGCACAGUGAGCGCUGUGUGGACUUGGGAGACACAGUCUGACUUUCAGCAUGCACAUAAGGCCAUUGUCUGUCUCCAAAUUGUCAGUUUCCUUCAUGUUGUUUCUAUUAGGAGCAAUUCAAGUGCCCUUCUGCUACUGACCAUCUGUCGUCUCAGAGUGCAAGCCACGGCUGAAAUCAAUUAGGUGUGCAGCCAGGACUCUGCUUUCUCAAUAUUUUGCUUGCCUGUUGCAAGGUUGUUCUGAUGUUAAUUACACUAGUAAAAUGGCUCAAUCCUUGUGGUGUUGCAGUUUUCACAUACUUAAUACUUUUAUUCUUGUUAAAAUAGAGUACUGUACAAGAACCUAGUAUAAUUAUAUCUUGAAAUUAUUUUGUAUAAGAAUAUAUUUAGAAAGGUGGUUUCUGAGCCACUGUCCUAUUCUUGGUAAACUUUUAUGUAAAAAAGAAUAAACCAAAAAAAAAAAAAAGCCAAAAUGCCAGCUUAUUCUUGAGUGUGCAAGUCUUUUGUGAAGAAUUCCAGUUAUUUUUUGACAAGAGCACAUUGCAAUUGGAGAUACCCUAAAUAUCUGGGUAGUCUCCCAUUGCACAGAAAGGCGUGUAGCCCUUCAUGUUGAAACAUGUGACUUGGACAACUGAAGUUCAUAAUGUUGGCAGCUGAUCAUAUUGACUUAAUAAAAUUAAUGUGUGAGUA
This is a messenger RNA of Acomys russatus (golden spiny mouse), 1795 nucleotides long. It is a transcript of the gene Pcgf5, whose product is annotated as polycomb group ring finger 5. The record is from RefSeq and is a predicted model, not a curated record. The transcript has 9 exons. Lineage: Eukaryota; Metazoa; Chordata; Mammalia; Rodentia; Muridae. Gene Ontology annotation, cellular component: PRC1 complex. The coding region runs from base 338 to 1048 and encodes 236 amino acids. Gene Ontology annotation, biological process: regulation of transcription by RNA polymerase II.